GCUGCCUGGGUGGCGGGCUGCGCUCUGCCGGUGCCCGCCUGCCCUGCAGCCCGCCCGUCGGGGCCGUCGGUGCAGCCGCUCCGUCCCCCUGAGGCGAGCGAUGGGCGAAGCGUCCCCGGCCCGCUGGGCUGGGAGAGCCGCGCCGCGCCGAUCCGCCUGCCUCGCCGGUCGUGGUGGGAGCGGGAGAGCCACGGUGCCGGCGGCUGCUUCUGGAUGUCACGUAAAGGGGUAGUGGCAGGCAGGGAGCGGCGGCGCCCUGAGGAGAGCCCCAGACUAGCCUAUUUUCAGAGAGUGGUUUGCAAGCCGCUCUCCCGAAUUAAUAUGCAAGGCUUGCUGGAGCUCGGGAUACCCACUGCCUGCCCAGAGGAGCGCUUGGAGGAACGUGGCUUGAUCUCCCUCUUGUGGAAAAUUAUCGGAACUAAAUUCUUGUGCUACUAAAGAAGAAAAGUCUAGCAUCAGCGAACAAAUGAUGGCAUCAGUUACUGUGCCACCUGGUGCUCUCGUCAGCCUUCAAGGAAAUGAAGAGAUGGACCCUCUGAUCGUACUGCAUUAUAAUUACACAGGAAAGCUUAUUCUAAGGGAGAAGGCAACUGAUAACAUAGACCUGCCCACUAUCGCGUUUCUGAUCCUAUGUAGUUUCAUAGUUCUGGAAAACUUGAUGGUGUUGAUUGCCAUAUGGAAAAACAAUAAAUUUCACAACCGCAUGUACUUUUUUAUUGGCAAUCUGGCUCUCUGUGAUCUUUUAGCUGGGAUUGUUUACAAAGUAAACAUUCUGAUGUCUGGGAAGAAAACUCUGAGCUUGUCCUCCACAAUCUGGUUCAUUAGGGAAGGCAGCAUGUUUGUUGCCCUGGGAGCCUCCACCUUCAGCUUACUAGCAAUAGCUAUUGAGCGUCACCUGACCAUGAUUAAAAUGAGGCCUUACGAUGCGAAUAAGAAAUACAGGGUGUUCCUUCUCAUUGGUACAUGCUGGCUUAUUUCGAUUUCCUUGGGUGCCUUACCCAUCCUCGGCUGGAACUGUAUAAACAACUUGCCAGAUUGCUCAACAAUUUUGCCUCUCUACUCCAAGAAGUAUGUUGUGUUCUGCAUUAGUAUCUUCAUAGCCAUUUUGGUUGCCAUUGUCAUCCUUUAUGCCCGUAUCUACAUCCUGGUAAAGUCCAGCAGUCGUAAUGUCACCAACCACAAUAACUCAGAGCGGUCCAUGGCACUCCUUAGGACUGUUGUGAUCGUUGUUAGUGUCUUCAUUGCCUGUUGGUCUCCACUGUUCAUCCUGUUCCUCAUCGACGUGGCCUGCAGAGUCAAGGAGUGCUCUAUCCUGUACAAAGCCAACUGGUUUAUUGCUCUGGCGGUCAUCAAUUCUGCAAUGAACCCCAUCAUCUACACUCUGGCCAGUAAGGAAAUGCGUCGGGCCUUCUUUCGCCUAGUUUGUGGCUGCCUGGUGAAAUCCAAGGUGUCCAGAUCUUUGCCUAUUCAGCCCACGCCAGAUCAAAGUCGAAGUAAAUCCAGCAGCAGCAAUGCCCAGAAGCAGAAGGAAGAUUUCCCACGGAUGAAUAUUCCCUCGUGUAUCCCUGAGAAAAAUGAAUCUUCAUUUCACAAUGGAAACUUCUGUAAGUAAAGGACUCCUCAAGACAAGUACCUUUCUGUGGCUUUCAGAUUUAAACUACAAGUGUAGUUUAAGUAUUCAUGCACUUAAGUCACAGAGGAAAACACUAACCACUUAUUUAACUUUGAGGACUUACUACCAAUCAUUUGCUUUGAGUGUUCAUUCAGUAACACACCCGAUUCAGAAAAAAACUUUUCAUGCCACACCACAGCCAGUACAGAGUCUAUACACAUCUAAUGACGUUGUGCGCCACGAUGGCAUUUCAUGAUGAGGCUGCAUUUGGCGCUGCCUGGUCUUGCAAGACGUCAGUAAAACCUGUUGCAAACUUCAGUGAUCACUAUACACUGCUGACAAUUGGAAAAUGAGCCUGAUUAUUGCCAACUGGGAGAAAAGCUCAUUACGUUUGUUGGUGAUUAUAGUUCUCUACAUGUAUCUUGCUGUUAUGUUAAUGGCCUUAUAUGUAUGUGGUAUAAAGAGCUGUAUAUUUGUACAAUUCCUUAUUAAAAAGUUGUUGUUUGGUAAAAGUUUACAAUAUGCUAAACAUUGUAUUGCAGUAUACAGUGUAAAGUGACAAAUUAUACUAAUAGAUAGAUGUGUUUCAAUGGGGAUAUUUGAAAAUAUAUGAAGUAGUAGCUUUUAACUGACAGGAACUUUAACAUGUCAUAUCAAUGCAGUAUUUUUAUUUUUUCCACUGUUAUUCGAACUUUUCAUGUUUAGUGAAAGACAACAUGACAGUUGUCACUGUGACAUUUCACAACUUAUUUUAAACAAGCAGUAGUAAAUAACCAUCAAGAGAGGUUAUCUAUAUAUGUUCACUAUUUAAAGUAGCUAAAAUGUGACCCAACAAUACAUGUGUAUCAAGUGUGUGUACUGUUUCAAUGCAUAUAUUUUUACUUACUAUUUCCAAUGUAUUUAAAAAUGUAUGUCAAACCUAUGUAAACCUGUGUACAUUGUGAAUGCACUACCUAAGCUGAGAUUGUUCAGCUCUGAAACAGAGACGUGUCAUUUCAGAAAGCAAUGAACCACAAACGGGUCCCUGUGGAGUUCCUUCUCCCCAGGCACUAUCGCAGCAUGGGACUGCGUUAGAAAUUUUCCCUGGGAAGAAGUCCAGCCAGUGGGACAAGAUCCCAUUUUCUAGCAGUGGGACCCUACGCUCCUACCGCCUCCAGGCACUUUUGCAGAUACAAGAGGGAAGAUGUGGUACAACAGGAUCAUGCUGAAGGGCCUAUCUCCAUUUAUACCUGACCCGGCCUUGGAUCUGGAAUGAAAGCCUGUUUAGUUUGGAAGAUCUUCCUUCCAGCUUUCCCAGAGCCUCAGACUCACUCUUUUGAGAGGCUUGUUACAGAGAAACCUGUAUGUAAAACAGCCUUAUGGUUCAUCACCGCCUUACCAGCCUCCGUACAGGAUGGUGUUCAGCAUCAGAGGGAUUCCCUGAGACCUAGAGCAGUUAAGACUUCAUAAACAUCUGGUUUCUAGUCCCCGUGGAAGUGGCCCGUGGUACUUCAUCAGCAGUACUUUAUGGCUGGACGCUUCAGUGGAGGUUGACGGGAAAUUCUGAGAUAAGUUCCCGUUGUCCUUCGGUAAGAAUGUAAGCAUCUAACUCUAUUGAACUCUUUCAAAGAUUUGUGUUUAAUGUCUCAAACCACACCCUGCCUUAUGCACAAUCAGAUGUAGUUGAGGCUUUUUUAAUACACAGUAUGAAAGAGCUCAUCCUUAGCUUUACUCUGGUCUUAAUCAUUUAAAGCAGCAGCAUUAGACUCUUCCCAAGUAUGUACAGUGUAUAAGUUGUGUAAUGUGUGUAGCAAAAGCCUUUAAAAUGUAGAGGUUAGCAUUGUGAUUAUCUUUUACAAGUUAACAGUCUGCUUGUAAAUGUUUUACGCUGUUAAAAAAGUUUAAGAACAAAGAAAAACUGUAUUUGAAUGAAAUAACUGUGAAAGAGAGUAGUAAAUACGAAAUAAUGUCUACCAAAAAUGUUGAAAAGUGGUGCACUUAGAGAAGAAGAAAAAGCUAAACUGAGUUAAGAGUGAUAUAACUAUAUGAACUGCAGGCUGGGUCAGCAGCUCUGCAGCUUUGUGAGAAAUAGAACUGGUGACAUUGCAUUGCCAUGGCUUGCUUAAGUUUUUAGCUCUUACAGUGCUAUUUGGCUGUAUUUUCAGUGUGGAAGUUCUCCCUGGAAGUUGUUUCUUUGAAAACUGCCAGCUAUAGUACUUGUGUACUUCUGAAUGUUCGUUCAUGAGGUGGUGGCGUGCGGCAGCAUUCCUUGCUAUCAUAGAGCAGAAAGCCCUUAGCAGCACAACGGUUUGAGAAAACAUUGUGGCAAACUCUGCACCAACUUUCGUGUCAAGGAUGUUACGUGAUUCUCGCUAUUUAGGUGAAGAGCAUUAAUAUUUUUAAUAGCCAAAGUCCAAGAGUACGCACAUAAAAGUGAGAUUUAACAUCUGGAUUCUAGCCUUAGCUAUUGUCAGAGUUGAUGCAAGGCACAAGUAAAGCAAGUAACUCCGCUGUUGGAGGCCAUGUGAUUGCAUGUCAGUAUAAAAAUGUUUAACUCUACUUUGAUUUCCUUCUCUUAUUUUGGAGCUGUGGGGAUAUUUUGUUAGUUCACUACCCUGCUGUACUUGAGGCAGGCUCCUAAGAUUCAUGGGUUCACAUGUAACAUUGAUAAUAUAAUUUACAAAAUAUGUAAGAUUGAAGGGAAAAAAUCUGUUGUGCAUACAGUCUUCAGUGGGUACAUCCCACUGGGACGUAUUAGGUAAAGCACAGAUUCUGGAUGAUUUCAGAGCAAAACUUUGAAUUAUAACAAGCCAAGGGCUUAACAACAGUGGACCAUAAACAACCAGGAAGGUGUCCUAUCCUUGAAGCUGGAAAAAGAUGGAGAAUAGCUUCUUUCACCCUAAAAUUUUAGAAGAUUCCUUAAAAUACAUGCCAGAACCAAAGCUUUUUAUCAUCUAGGCUGAUUUGAGCAUAGAAGAAACUGAGUCAGCUCUCCUUUUCCCAAUUGGUUUUACAUGGAACAGAAGCUACAAAGGAGACUAACGUUUCAUUCGUAUUAUUUCAUUAAUUGGAAUAUUUAUUUGGUUCUGGAUUAUAAAAGAAAUGCAAAUCAAAUCACCUAAGGAGGAAAAAAAGCUUUCACAAGAUGCUUUCCAAGAGUUUUAUUGCCAACAAUCUUGCAGAGUAUUUUCAACUCAUUAGGUACCAUAAACAUUUUGAAAACUUUUAAUUAAAUCUCAAACCUUUGAACCGAA
Messenger RNA from Grus americana (Whooping crane), 4845 nucleotides. RefSeq names its product sphingosine-1-phosphate receptor 3 (gene S1PR3). Bases 467 to 1612 code for a protein of 381 amino acids. Gene Ontology annotation, biological process: G protein-coupled receptor signaling pathway. The transcript is spliced from 2 exons. Lineage: Eukaryota; Metazoa; Chordata; Aves; Gruiformes; Gruidae. The record is from RefSeq and is a predicted model, not a curated record. Gene Ontology annotation, molecular function: sphingosine-1-phosphate receptor activity. Gene Ontology annotation, cellular component: membrane.